Molecule: messenger RNA, 1004 nt
Organism: Brassica napus (rape)
Lineage: Eukaryota; Viridiplantae; Streptophyta; Magnoliopsida; Brassicales; Brassicaceae
Product: DCN1-like protein 4
Exons: 9
Coding region: 225-926 (233 amino acids)
Biological process (GO): protein neddylation; positive regulation of ubiquitin-protein transferase activity
Cellular component (GO): ubiquitin ligase complex
Molecular function (GO): ubiquitin-like protein binding; cullin family protein binding; ubiquitin conjugating enzyme binding
Source: RefSeq, a predicted model, not a curated record
AGAAGAAGACCAAGAGAAGAGAACUCGACAUAAGCUACUACUCUCUUUCUCUAUUGCUUUGCCCUUCCUUGACCUAGAAGCUUUCCCGUCGCUCUUUUCCUGGUACAAAUCGCCUUGUCCCCGCUGAUAAAGUAAUUAAUCAAAUACACUCUAUAUGUAGUUUAUAUUUAUAUAUAUUUAUUGUUCUGAAGUCUCAAAUAAAGUGCACUUUGGUUGCGGUUUAGAUGCCUCGUACUGCAUCCAAGACGACGAAGAAACGGAGUAAACCUUAUACAGUUACCUCUUCAGACACGGAUCCUGUUCCCUCAGCUUCGAGUAAAACUAAAAAGUCGUCCAAAGAGAAUGAUGAAAAAUAUAAGUUGUUUAAUAAGUAUGCCAAUACAUCUUCUGGUGUCAUUGAUCCAGAAGGAAUUGAGAAACUUUGCUCAAAAUUGAAAGUUUCUCAUACUGAUAUCAAGAUCUUGAUGCUAGCUUGGAAAAUGAAGUCUGAAAGACAAGGUUACUUCACAAAGGCUGAAUGGAGAAGAGCACUCAAGGCGUUAAAGGUUGACACUACCAAAAAGUUGAAGAAAGCCCUUCCUGAGCUCGAGGAACAGGUCAGAAAGCCAUUGAAUUUUGCAGACUUCUAUGCUUAUGCCUUUCGUUAUUGUUUGACAGAUGAAAGACAAAAUUGCAUAGACAUUGAGACUAUUUGUCAACUCCUAGAUAUGGUCUUAGGAUCAACAUUCCGUGACCAGGUUGAUCACUUUGUCGACUACCUAAAGAUCCAGAAUGAUUACAAAGUCAUCACUAUGGACCAAUGGAUGGGUUUUUAUAGAUUCUGCAAUGAGAUAAGUUUCCCGGACAUGACCAACUACAGUCUAGAACUUGCGUGGCCACUGAUUCUAGACAAUUUUUUUGAGUGGAUGCGCGAAAAACAAGCAUGAUAGUUUCCAUAUUUGUCAAACUGUUUUAGUCUCUCUAGCUUCAAACAGCCUCCAUUUUUCACAAUAACUUCAAAUUUG